CCGCUCUGUUUUCUCUUGCUGUUCCUGCAGGCUUUGGAAAUCUCGGGGAAGCUGAAACUCAACUUUCGUUAGAAGGGAGGAUUUCAAACCAGUCCUGCUUUGCAGGGAGGUGCUGGUUCUGGUAUCUGGGAAGGGCUAUCAGAGUAGAAAGGUGGAGAAAGUGUUGUAUAUGGAAUUAGCUCUGGUAGAAUCCCCAUUGGCUCUGCUCCCUGUUCCAAGAAAACUUUGGCUUUGGAGUAGGCUGUUGCCAUUGUGCAAGACGCUUUGAUUUGUGGAGCACUCCAUUUAUCCUCUGUCUGCUUUCCUCUACAAUUCUGUCUUUUUCUUUCUUUCUUUUCUUUUCCUUAAAGUAUUCUCUGUGCUUUGGCUUGUCAUAAACUCAUAGAACAUUUUCACCUGGAAGGACAUUAGAGAGCUCUCUGAGAACCUCCUGUCAGAAUACAUCCAGGUCAGGUUUUUCCUUUCUCUCUCUUGUCCAAUUUUAAGCAUCUCCCCUAGUGAACACACCUUAUUAUGUCCAAUUGAUUCCUGUAUCCAGUUUGAAUUUUCCGUGUUGCAGUGAUUGUUGCCUCUUAUUCUGUCACUGUCAGUCUCAUUUUUUUCUUUAAUUUUUUGUCAUCUCCUGCAUUGAAGCUGUAGUGCACCUGUCCUGUGGCAUGGCAUUCUCCCAUUCCAGAGGUAGAACAUUGCAUCUGCCUUUGCUGACCUUCAUGAGGAUUUUAUAGGCCCAUUUUUCCAGCUUGUAUAUUCCAGGCUUGUGAUGCUCCUUAGUCAAAUUUAUAUCCAGCAUUGAAAAAAUAAAGUAUAAGUUACUUUAUUCUUCUAAAAUGAAUUCAUUUUAGCCAUUUUUAAUGUGUUUUUAAAUAGCUUUUGUGGUUUGCAGAGUAUCCUCAUGGAUUCUAUUUUUAAUAAUAGCUAUUCCUGUUGGGUUUUUCAGAUAUUUGCUUUACAAAAUGCUGAGAUAAGUCUGAUAUUUCAGAGAAAGCCCAAUCUCACACAGUAAAAAUGGAGGAUUUUUAAGAUUAUUCAAACUUGGCACUCAGGCUAGAAAAGUGGAGAGGGAAUAAAGUGCACAGCUAAACCUAUGAAAAUAAUUAUGGCAGAGGUCUGUAAAAUCUGGAAAAUCAUAGCUAAAGGCACAAGGGGAACUGAUAGUUUCUCCUAAUAUUUGUCCUAUGACUAACACUGAAAUGCAACAAGCUUAGAGCAAACAAAGGGGAGUAUUUUUUCACACCAUGGCCCAAAAAACCCCGAAUCAGCCUCUCAAGAUGUGGAGAUUUUCUUUUUUGUAGACAAACCCUCUGAAUUUAAAAGGGCUUUAGGGGGUUAAUAAGAGGUACAGGCUGCCUGCCAGGAUUUGUAGGCUUACAGGAGAGAUAAUCAUGGAUUCCCUUAGCCAGAUAUUUGCUGUACUGUUUCCAGCUUACAACCUUGGCACUCAGUUCUGUACUUUUGCUUGACUUUCUCCUCCUAUCUCACCUUUGGAACGGGCUGGACUUGUGGACUUCACUCUCUGCACUCGUAAACACGUGGAGGGUGUUCAUGUGCUGCUCAAAAUCCAGUGUCCCAACUUCUAUGAACUUUUGCUGAACUUCUGUGAACUUUUUUUUUUUUCCCCCAACUUUUCUGAGCUUGGCCUCAGGGGUUUGGGUUGAGGGGGUUUUCUUACCUCUUUAGUGUUGUUUUAUAGGGUUUUGUUUUAGUGUCUCACAGAUGAGACAAGUUUGGCUGAAAUGUUAGCAGAGCUUAACUGGGUGGGAGUGAUUAUGUACCAAAUAUGAGGAUUUGAGAGGCCUUUGUGCAGGGUGUGUUUCUGCAACUCUGAGUUCACUACCUGAGUACGUGCUGCCACCUUAAGGCUUGUUGAAUGCUGCAUCACCUCAUCAUUUGAGAUCUUUUCCCACAGAAAUGAGGAAAUGCAGCCCUGGCAGGUGAGAAUCCCUUGCCUCCACUUCCUGUCAUUUUUGGUCUUUCAAUGCUACCCCACGGCCAGCUAGAGCCACAGUUCUGCUUCACCAGCUGCAGAAUGGGACUGCAUCAAAUCACGGAACUGUUAAAGCUGGAAAAGCCCUCUAAAAUCAGAGUUCAACCAUUAAUCCAGCACUGCCAGGUCUACCACUAAACCAUGGCCCCAAGUGUUCCAUCCGCACAUUUUUUGAACGUUUUCAGGGAUGGUGAUUUCACCACUGCCCUGGACAGCCCCUUCCAGUGCUUGACAACACUUCCACGAAGAAAUUUUUCCUAAUAUUCAAUCUGAACCUCCCCACUGAUGUCUGAAAUUCCUUCCUAUUUAGUGCAUUUUCCAUAAACAUUACAGUCCUUUUUGGUGGCUUUUAAGAACCCCUUUCCUUUAAUAGGCCACAUGGAGGACCUCCUCUCCAAAUGAACAUUUUAGGACACACUUAGUCUUAAUCUUGGAAUAACACUUAGGAUUAGCCUCAGAGUGUAUUUAUCACACUCAGGUGCCUUUGGCAAAGGUAGCCAUUUCAUGGAUCAGAUUUCCCAUCAUUCCUACCUGCUCCAAGAGAACCCUUUCAGGCCUGGAGAGACUGCUCAGAGUUCACUCUGUUCAGGAAUGCUUGGUUGGGGGAUCUAAAAGAAUCUGUCUUCUCCAGUCAGCUCUUGUCCAGGUACCAUUCCUGUAUCUUGUAUUGCUCUUGUAAACUUGCAAACUUUUGGCAUCCAGCUUUUCCCUGCCCAUGUGGAAUAUGCCUUAAUGGCAGGUGAGAUCUGCUUGGCCAGGCCCUUCUGUCCACGAGUAUGGACUUCCACAUACCACGUACCACAGCCUAGCCUUCUGAAAUUUGGGAAAGGGGCUGUUAUUAAGAGCUUUCAAACCCAUUUGUCCUGUAGCCUCUCACCCCAAAGUCCCGUGGCCCCUCUUGAGCAAGAGCCUCAUAUUCUGCUGCGUCAUUGCUUUUCAAAAAGAUGUUUAGCCUCGAGCCAUUCACCUCUAAACUCUGAUGGCCCCUCUUGAGCACAAACUGUGCUUUCUGCUCUAUCACUGCUUUGCUAAAAAGGUGAAAGGUGGUUGGUUAAUGUGUUACCCAAACUUUGGUGACUCUGCUGCUCCAUGUGCCAGCUCCUGCUUGCCAUGGAGAACAUUCUCUUUGAACUCCAGCCACCCUCCUGAGCAAAGACUGGGGGUUCAGGUCUUGUUUGUCAACAGUGCAACACAAUUCUUGUGAUACAAGCUCUGUGGAGUGGCCAUAAAUUUGAUUACUGAGUUGAAUCUGGCCCAGGACAGUGGAGCGCACAGUGAGUCACUUGAAACAACCCUGACACAGCAAAACCCCUCCAUGAACAACUUUUGCUUUUUCUACCGAUUAUUCUGAAUAAUCUGAGAUAACCUAAAUGAAUAGCAAAGCAUAGCUGCCCUGAUAGCACUUUAAUCAAGGCUUUUAUCAGCAAUAUGGUCUUCGAACUCCAAUAACUUGUAUCAGUAAACAUUUUGUAGAGAUAAGACAUUGAAGUCCAGCACAAUAUAAAUGAGGUACAAGGAGGUUUUUCUUCAUAUGCUGCUGAACAACAUAAGGAGGAGCAGCUAGUUUCUUUUCCUGCCCCAUGACAGUUAUGUGGGGGCACCAGGUACAUGCUGGGCUUGUGCUUUUCCUUGCUUUCUGGAGUCUGGCAGAUGGUGGGAAGCUCUUGGUGGUGCCUCAGGAUGGAAGUCACUGGCUGAGCAUGAGGAUGGUCCUGGAGAAACUCUGGGAAAAGGGGCACGAAAUCGUGGCCGUGGUUCCUGAUGCGGCCUUGCUCUUGAAAAGCUCCCAGUCCUUCACCAUCAAAACGUACUCGGUGCCUUACAGCCAGGAGUUUGUGGACCAAUACUACCAGAAGCUGGGGGAAGAUAGCUUUGAGACCCUGACGCUCUCAUUUUUACUCAGCAACAUCACAGAGCUGACCAACAUGUUCACUUCUGCUUGUCGGCAUCUCUUAUCUGACAAAGAACUCAUGAAGUACCUCCAGGACAGCAAAUUCGAUGCCAUCAUGAUGGACCCUGUGCUGCCCUGUGGGCCAAUUCUGGCUGAGUAUCUCUCCCUCCCUUCUGUGUACUUCAUGCGUGGCCUUCCUUGUACCUUAGACUACAAGGCCGCGCAGUCUCCCAGCCCUGUAUCCUAUGUGCCCAAGACUUUAUCAUCUCUUUCCGACCACAUGACCUUCCCAGAGCGCGUAAAGAACUUCCUGAUCGGGCUCUCAGAGCCUUUGCUUUGCCAUCUGUUUUAUUUGAAAUAUGAGAGCUUGGCCUCAGAGUUCCUGCUGAGGGAUGUAACGAUACAGGAGCUGUUCAGCCAAGCAUCAGUUUGGCUGAUGAGAUACGACUUUGUUUUUGAGUAUCCGCGCCCCAUCAUGCCCAACAUGGUCUAUAUUGGAGGCAUCAACUGUCUGCAGAAGAAGCCACUCUCAAAGGUUUGUUGUUGCUUACCCUGAGGGUGCUUGUUCAAGAUGUGCUUUCUUUAAGCGUUUCCUGUAGUGAUAUUUGUGUGCUUGAGGCAGGGUGUGAUCAAAUCCCAGGAUGGCAUGGGAAUCUUAGGCUUUGAGAUGAUCACAAGGCUUGCUGAAGGGUUUUUCUCCAGGAGAGCUUAGGUUGAGUUGUCACCAUCACUCUUGGUAUGCUCUAUGUCCAGGCAAAUAACAAAAUAAUUCUAGGUCAGAGGAUUUAAUAUCCCUAAGGAAUGUGAAAUGACAGUUAAUUGCAGGAGACUUUAUUGGACAAAAAUUAGAAAUACAGAAUUAACUCUGUGGAUAUACCCAGGCACUUUUGCUGUGCCACUGAACAUGAAGCUGGGUGAAGCACAGAGCAUCAGGAGACCGGGUCAGGCUGGGUUUUAGGAAAAAGUUCUUCCCCCAGAGGGUGCUGGGCACUGCCCAGGCUCCCCAGGAAAUGGGCACAGCCCCAAGGCUGCCAGAGCCCCAGGAGCGUUUAGACAAUGCUCUCAGGGAUGCACGGGGUGGGAUUGUUGGGCUGUCUGUGCAGGGCCAGGGUUUGGAUCAAUGAUCCCUGUGGGUCAGGAAAUUCUAACCGAGGAUUUUCCAUGUGCACCAACAGCCCAAAACCAGGGGUGUGCAAAGACGGCAGAGGGAGCUCUGUUGCCUCUGGAUUUGGUCAAGCAGCAGUGCAAGAUAGCAAAUAAGAGGAUGGUUGGGAAAGGAAGCCUUCAGGAUUGUAACUACUGUCCCUUGUUCAGAUUCCCCUCGUGCUGUGCAAACAGUGCAGAUAUCCCAGGGUUAUUCUGCUUUCAGACGUUGUGGUGCUGUGACAGCAGGAGUUAUUGCUCCACUUACAACACAUUUACUACUGUAGAUUCAGGGCUUUCACUCUGAUAACUGCUGUGAUAGAGCAACAAAUCUGGAGAUAAACCUUUACAACCCACUCAAUCAAACCUCUGCCAAUCUUAGCUUCUUGGUUACACUCUGGGGGCACAAAGCAAUCCAAAGGUCAGAUUUGUGCUGAGUUCCAUGUCCAAUCAGUGCAGUGGACUCAAGGUGGGGGGUUGAUCAUUAACUGGAUGUUAAUGAUGUAGUGAUGGCUGGUCAGCCCCAUUCAUGGCUCUCAUUCAUGGCUCUCAGCCCCGCGGGCUGUUGGUCACUCCUCCCUCCUGGUGUCA
Messenger RNA from Motacilla alba alba, 5609 nucleotides. RefSeq names its product UDP-glucuronosyltransferase 1-6-like. The transcript has a single exon. Lineage: Eukaryota; Metazoa; Chordata; Aves; Passeriformes; Motacillidae. The coding region runs from base 3565 to 4431 and encodes 288 amino acids. The record is from RefSeq and is a predicted model, not a curated record. Gene Ontology annotation, molecular function: UDP-glycosyltransferase activity.